ACGUAAUUUAUGGACGGCCCCUUAGUCUUUAAAACCUACAGAGUAAGUUUAUCUUAGUCUACAUGUACUUGUACUUUUGAUAGACAGCCACAAUGUGUAAGAGUUAAGUGUUUUACACGCAUAGCCACGGGUGGUCAAGCUGGGGUUUUCUGUACAAAUGUUCAACGGCCACAAGGCAUAUGCGCUUUAUUUUAGUGACGUUCUCUUAACCAACGCUGCAUAACAGCGAUAUUCAUCGUUAGGUUCGUGCUCCAGUAACACCAUUUGCACACCAAGCUUGUAACGAUGCAGCCAAGACAAGUGACAGUAAUGGGGCUGAUCUCUGGCAUCAUCUUUAUUACGUUCAUCUCAAUGGUUCUUGCUCCAGUAGUACCAUUUUGACACCAAGUUUGAAACGAUGCAGCCAAACCAAGUGACAGUAAUGGGGCUGAUCUCUGGCAUCAUCUUUUUUACGUUCAUCUCAAUGGUUGAGAAUAAUGAAUGUGAAGAGAAAGGACAAUACAGAGCGGUUAAUGGGUUUUGCUGCCACCUCUGCCGUGCAGGAUUCAGCUGGUUUCACGACUGCUAUUCUGAUGACAGCGAUUCUCUCUGCCUACCUUGCAUGCCAGGGAAGAACUACAUGGAUGUUGCAAACCGUGGUCCUGAAUGCAAAAAGUGCAGCACCUGCAAUGUUCUCUAUGAAUAUGUUCAACAAGACUGUACUGUCACUAGUGACACUGUGUGUCAGUGUAAGGAUGGAUACAGUCGGCCUCAUCCUUCACAGCCUUGUGGAGUUACAUUAAACACAGCUGCAGAUAAAAACAUUACAAUUCCUUUUGUAAUUGCUGCUGGAAUUGUGACCAUUCUUCUGGUGGCGUUGGUGGCCUUAUUGAUUUAUCGGAAGAAGAAAUGCUUAUACCCCAUUGAGUUGACUGGCCAGAUGAGAGAGAUGUUGCCUCUUAUAAAUAAGGAGAGGCCCAAGGAUAUAUUUGAGAAUCAACGCAAGCUCAUCGAGAAGAGAAUGAAGUCCAGUGAUGCUGAAUUUUGGAAGUUGUUACAUGGGUUUCUGCCAGACGUUUACAAGUUAGUCUCUGAAAAUAGCUACUUUAUCUUGUACGAGAUGCGUAAAAAAUACAAUAUGAAUAUAUCCGAUUAUUGGGAGGCUUACGAAGCUACUGACAGCUCCGAACGUGCAGUUUGUAUUCUCAAUCACUUUAUUAAUGAAGGUGAGAUUUGCCAAGGGCUUCUAGAUGUCAUCCAUGCAGGACAGGACAAGAAAACACAGCUGCAGACCCUGCUCGACUUUGCCGAAAAAUGCUCUCCAGUUCUUGAUCCAGACACGGCACAUAAAGAGCUUCUUAUCUCAGCUGAUCACAAGACGGCAACAUGGAUCAAAGACGCCCCAGAUAAACCCGAACACCCAGACCGGUUCGAUUACUGGAUGCAUGUCCUGUCCUCGAAUAGCUUCUCGGAAGGAUGCCACUGCUGGGUGGUGAAUGUGAGGGAAGUGACGAAUUUUCGUAUUGGCGUCGCUUACGGGAAGAUUGCACGGAAAGGAGAAAGCAAUGCAUGCCUGAUAGGAUACAACAGCAUGUCCUGGUGUUUACGAAAAUACAACAACAAAUUUAGGGCGUGGCAUGACAAGGAAAGCAUCGAGCUGGAAGUGAAUGAAAAUCCUCGCAGAAUCGGUCUUGGCCUGGACUAUGAUGCAGGGCUUCUGUUGUUUUACAACGCUGACAGCAACAAACAUCUACACACAUUUUAUGCUCACUUUGCUCAGCCUCUCCAUGCUGCCUUUUACGUGUGGGGAGCAGCCCUCACCAUUGAGCCUGUUAACGAUUACAAUUACUGUGAAUGAAGUUUGAAUCAUCCGUGAGAGUAAAAUAAUUUAAUACAAAAAUUCCCAUGAAGCUCAGAAUUGAGUACAAUACAAAUUAUAGCUUUCACUUUUAUUUAUUCUAAUACAGUAUAGAAAAGACGCUGGUGAAUGAAAGUUGAUUUUAAUGGGAUGAGAAAAUAACUUUCAAAUAAAAUACAGUAAAACCUUGGAUUGCGAGUAACUUGGUCUGCGAGUGUUUUGCAAGACGAGCAAAUUUUAAAAUAAAUAUUAAUUUGAUAAACGAGCGAGGUCUUGCAAUACGAGUAGUAUGUAUACGCUCUGUCUGCCGAGCAUCACGUGAUCACAACUGAUAUACGAGUGCUUUAGAUUACAAGCACGUUUCCGGAACGAAUUAUGCUCGCUAAGAGCGAGCACAAACCAAGGCCCGAGAUUGCCACUGCGUGGAAUUGCUGAGAGUGCUGUUGUGAGCGGGAACUAAGACCAUAGCUGAUGCUGCGCGCUGCGCUGAAUCCUGGGAGCACAGCACUACCGUUGGUCCGGGGGGAAUCCCUGAGGCUACACGUGACCUCGAGAGUGGAUUUAGGGACCCUGGGCUUCUGAUGCGUCGCCGCAUCACCCAGGAGUGGAGCGUGCGUAAGGGUUGGUGCGAACGGUGGGUGCGGUGGUCUGUAAUCGCUCUACUGUCGCGGUGUUCUAUACCUGUUUUUUUUGCCGUGAGGUUUUGUACUUGUGUUGGUGUCAAGGGGUUCUGUACCUAUUUUGUCGAUGCAUGGGGUCGCUUUUGUUAAGCUGGUGAACUAUGGGGCUAUGUAAAUGCUUGCUACUACCAACCAUGCUACGCCACUGGGCUAGACCUUGGAUUGCCACGAUAUACUUGUCACGAUAAAAUAUACAUUUUUACGAUGUAAAAAUUAAUGUAAUAUCAGUUUCCCAUAGCUUUGAAACUAUAAUGCACAUGUUUAUUGACAGUGCGUGUGUGGAGACAGUGUGCGUGCGGGGACAGUGCGUGGCCCAGCAGUCACGGGAAGUAAUUACAGGGGUGGAUAUGAAGAGGGCGAGUUCAGAAGGAAACCAUAUGGGAAGUUCUAGAGAGUUCGAGAAAGGGGGCGUGGCGGGAUAAGGGCCAUGCCUGGGAUAAAAAGAGGCGAGGUUAGGGGUUGCCCUGGGAUCGGGGUCAUCUGUCUUCACGCCGUUAGACUGAUCGCCUUCAUCUAAGUUGUUUUGUGUUGUUGUUGGUUGUUUGACUUGCAUCCCACUGGGAUUUUUGCACACAGCGUUGGCGUACGGUGUUUUUUCUGCAAUAUUUUGCUGUCUUUUCUUGGAUUUUCUGUUUGCACAUAGUCACUUUAAGAUGUUUUUGUUCAUAUUUUUGUUUGUUGCGGUUGCACCCGAUUCAAGAGCCGAAUGGCUCACAGAGCUAUACCUAAUAAAUGAACUUGAACUUG
Molecule: messenger RNA, 3264 nt
Organism: Lethenteron reissneri (Far Eastern brook lamprey)
Lineage: Eukaryota; Metazoa; Chordata; Hyperoartia; Petromyzontiformes; Petromyzontidae
Product: butyrophilin subfamily 3 member A3-like
Molecular function (GO): protein binding
Source: RefSeq, a predicted model, not a curated record